UCUAAAGUUGCAGAACUUUCAGCCAAAAAGUAAGCUAGCUCGGUAAUGCGACGAUCUACCAUCCCAGGCUUUUACUUGUUCCUGAUACUAUGUUGUACAUCUGGCAAAUAUUUCUCUGGAAACAUCAACAAUGGACAAAGUUGGGUGUUCGUCUCUGAAUUUGCCUUCAUUGAUAAUCAAGGAAAGCUGGAAUACAAAGUGGAAUAUUCUGUCACAGGAGAAUGCUGUCCCCCUGCUCUUCAUCCUGGUGUUGUCACAUCAGACAUUGGGCGAAACUGGAAGACUUUGAAGAAACCAUAUAUCAGACCAUUUGUGAUGCUGGUGAUGUUUCUGUUCUUCAAAGACUGCAAGCAAGGAGCACAGACUACCAUCUACUGUUCAGUGGCAGAAGAGCUGGAAGGUGUCUCAGGCCUUUACUACAGUGAUUGCAAAGUCAAGGAAGGCAAUAAACUGGCAAAAGAUCCUGGUUUGGCAAAGAAGCUGUGGGAUGCAAGGGACCCAUUGAUUGGCCAAAGUAUUGCUACAAAGCUGGUAGCUUACACAGCAGUAACAGUUUGUCUGGUAGCGCUCAUUAAGUGGCAUUUUGGUGGAGGAGUGUGCAAAAGCAAGGCAAGAUUAGAUGCGACAAACUAUUCAACACAAUGCCUCCAAAGUAUUUACAGAAAUCUUCGGAAAUGUUCGGGCGUUCUUCACGUUUAUUCAACCGACCAAUGGUGGUUCUUUGUACUAAGUCACUGUAAUAGUUCCCAGGGAUUGGACGUCUCUUAUGAAUUUACAUUUACAAACGGUGACUCCUGGGAGAAACAUUUAUCCGGUGAAGAAACUCACGGCGUUGAGGCUCUAGCAGUGUCAUUUGGAGCCACACUUGUCCUAUUUUUGAUUGGUUUACUUUUUGCACGAAAGCUUCUUCAACUUGAAAAUAAACUACAGAAGGCCUUCAAAGUUUUCAUGGCUUCUUUAAGUUGUGAGGUAAUCGUUCAGCUGUUCACGUGUAUCUACUACAUACCGUACAUUCGAAGUGGAAUACAAAUUCCCUAUUUAAAAAAUGUUGCGGAGUUUCUCCAUCUUACGAGUGAAGUCCUCUUUAUUCUGCUUCUAGUUUGGUUAGCACAUGGGUGGACGAUGACAAAAGUUCGCAUCAGCAAAGACCUUUAUAUGUUUUGCUCGCUGCUCGCUUUUACCUACGGAGGUCUGUUCGCGUACAAACAGGCGUCCGUGGACCUUCUGUUUUUCCAUUUUGUUCUUGAAAGUCUUGCGGAUAAAGGGCUUCAAUUUCUACGGAUAAUCGCCUGGGUUUGUUUUGUUUUUGGGAUAUAUUUGUCCAUCCGAAAUCAUUCCGAUAAGAAAAAGUUCUACAGUCAUUUUGGAGCUUACUACUCUGUAUGGUUUUUACUAGAACCAUUAUCUACCAUUGUCUUCUCGUUCUUUCUCAGCGGGCCAAGUUCAGUAAAAAUAAUGCGAUUAUUUCGUAUUUCCUGGCUUAAUUUGCUGGGGUUUGGUGGCAUUUUGCGUCUUAUGAUGCCAAGUAUGGUUGAUGUUGUCUUCCCUUAUCGCGCCCCUGUUAACGAAGUUGCUACUGUACAGGUUUAAGAUUGGAACAAUUUUCAGUGAACAGAGCACUUUAUCUUUGCCGAGCUAAACAAAGAGGACGAUAAUUCUGUUGCGGAACACACAAUCUUGUAAAGUAAAUGACUAAAUCUUGCUGUAUUACCUCAAGAUACAUUUGAAAUUAUGCAGCAAAGUGGGAAUACUUCAACAGAAAACUUUCCUUAGAGCAAUUUUCACGGUAAUUUUUCUUUGAAUAAUUUUACUCCAACUAAAAUAUCC
Messenger RNA from Stylophora pistillata, 1827 nucleotides. RefSeq names its product transmembrane protein 145-like. The record is from RefSeq and is a predicted model, not a curated record. Lineage: Eukaryota; Metazoa; Cnidaria; Anthozoa; Scleractinia; Pocilloporidae. Gene Ontology annotation, biological process: G protein-coupled receptor signaling pathway; response to pheromone.